Closterium sp. Naga37s-1 is the source of this 1986-nucleotide messenger RNA. The record is from the annotation of a GenBank genome assembly. NCBI's taxonomy places the organism in Eukaryota, Viridiplantae, Streptophyta, Zygnematophyceae, Desmidiales, Closteriaceae.
AUGGUGCUUCUAAGAGCCAAGACUUUGGUUAUACUCUUCGCCGUGCUGACGGUAGCGUUCUCGGCGGCGCACUGGCCGCUCAGACGCUCGUGGCGCGACAACCUCGUGGCGCCUAAAGGAGGAGAUAAUGAUCCGCCCAUAGCAGUGUGUCUGGUGGGGUCAGCACGGGCCUUUGAGGCAACGGGCCCUUCACUGCUGCGCCACCUGCUGCUGCCCUCCGCGCGCCCCUCUCCCUCUCUCUCCCACCGCCCCUUACACCUCUUCCUGCACGCGCCUCUAGACGAAACCGCUGGUAAACUCAGCUUCCUCCGAAGCUUCGCCAGCAGCAGCAGCAGCAGCAGCGGCGGCAGUAUCAGUAUCACCAGCAGCAGCGGCGGCGGCGGUGGCAAUACCGGCAGAGUGCUCAGAUUACAACGGGAGGCGGGGAGUAGUGACGUGGCAGCUCAGGAUUGGGCGCGUCUGGCGCGGGAAAACGCCAUAGCAGCUGUGCGGGUCUUCCCGAACAGUGACGUGGAUGAGACAAAAUACCCCACUCAGGUCAUGUUCACUGGUGACUCGCCCAGCGGCCUGCAGGGUUUGCUACAGUACUUUCGCCUGGUGGAGGGGUGCUGGGACAUGAUCCAAUCGUUUGAAGCCACGUCAGCAGCAACCGCCCUGCGCUAUAACUGGAUCGUGCGAGCCCGUCUUGACUCCCUCUGGACCGCCCCCGCCCCCAUCCAACCCCCGCCGCCCGCCUUGCCGCCCAGUGUCCCUGCUAUAGCCACCACCGCCGCUGCACCAGCAGCAGCAGCAGCAGCUAUGCUUAAUGGCAUUGGGGUGGGUGAUAGCUUGGCCUACACGAUUCCGUAUGGGUCGGACUGGUGGGGGCUGAACGACCGGUUCGGGAUGGGAGGCAGGCAGGCGAGUGCAGCAGCACUGAAGAGGCUGAGUGCGCUGCAGCUGCUGGCAAGGCGGAAGAUUCGGAACCUCAACUCAGAAGGAGCCUUUAAAGCCCAGCUAUCUCUGGCAGGCAUCACAGUGCAACGAGCCAGCCUGCCCUUCUGUGUGCUCUCCCAACGCACCUACCCUGACGGCUGUGCCCCCACCGUCUACUCCCUCAACUCCUCCGUGCCACUAAAUGGCGCCAAAUGCCGCCCGUGCAGCCGCCCGUGUGCUACAGGUGAAAAGGCCCGAGCUCUCGUCUCCCGCAUCGCCCCUUCCAAACCUAACUGGCCGGGACCAGCAGCUGGGGAGGGCGAGGUUGGGGUGUGUGAUGCGGCGAGGGGGUGGGAGAAAGGGUGGGAGGCGGAGUUUGAUGCGGUUAUGGGGGAGGAUAUGGCGGAGGGGAGGAGGCAAGUGGUGCAGGAGGCGAUGGGGAGUAUUGACGAGUGUGAGCAAGCAUGGGAUGAGUUCCACGCCCUCACCAUCUCCUGGGAUGCGCCAUCAUCCCGAGCAGUGUGCGUGCGAGCCCGCAUGGGGCCCAGUGCAUGGGUGGGGGGAGGGCCGCGGGGAGACGGGAGAUUUGCCACGUUUCUCUCCCUGCUCUCUGCAUCAAGCAAUGUGGUGGUUGUGGUGGAGGGAGGUCAAGACAGCAGCAUGCUUCAAACGAACCAGCAGCCACCGGAGGGGGAUGAGACGAGAGGCAGUGCUGGAGUGAAAAGGAGGUUGCUUGCACCUGACACUGUAGCACCUGGCAAUGUAUCACCUGACACUGUAGCACCUGGCACUGUAGCACCUGGCAAUGUAUCGCCUGGCACUGUAGCAACUGGCACAGUAACACCUGGCGUUGUAGCGCCUGGCACUGUAGCACCUGAUACUGUAGCAGCUGGUGCUUCUGUAUCACCUGGCCCUGGCACUGUAGCACCAAUUGUGGAUGUGGGAGUGUUCCGUGCAUGGAAAGAGGAUCUGGGCCGUCGGAUCAAGGGCACCUCCAUCUCUCACCGUACGCUCGCAUGGCUGCAGGGCGAAGCAGCGAAAGAAGAAGAUGCUCCAAUCGAUGUUCUCCUG